Messenger RNA from Lycium ferocissimum, 1284 nucleotides. RefSeq names its product F-box/FBD/LRR-repeat protein At1g13570-like. NCBI's taxonomy places the organism in Eukaryota, Viridiplantae, Streptophyta, Magnoliopsida, Solanales, Solanaceae. Bases 1 to 1284 code for a protein of 427 amino acids. The transcript is spliced from 3 exons. The record is from RefSeq and is a predicted model, not a curated record. Gene Ontology annotation, molecular function: protein binding.
AUGAUGCCUCGUAAGGGAAGAAAGCAUAAUCAAAUUCUCACUCCUGAUGUCCUUAGCAACCUCCCUGAUAAUGUAAUCGACGUUAUUCUGGUGCGUUUGCCUUGUAAAGAUGCUGUGAGGACAAGCAUCUUAUCAAAGAAAUGGAGGUAUCACUGGUGCAGACUUACAGAAUUGACGCUUGAUGAAUCUCAUUGGCCAACAGAAGAGGAUUGCCGAGACCCUACAAUUAAAUUUUCAAAGAUUAUCUACCAGUUUUUUACCCUUCAUGAAGGACCUAUUACUAAGUUUACGCUCAACCUUGUUGAUCUGGGAAGUACUCCUGAGAUUGACAACUUCAUAUAUUUCCUCUCAAGGAAUGGCAUUCAACAUCUUGUUCUUCACUUUGCAUGGGAUAUGGAAUGCAAAUUGCCUUCUUCACUUUUCAUGUGUUCGCAACUGAGGCAUCUAGAUCUUCAUGGAUGCUCACUACAUCCUCCAUCUGUCUUUACAGGAUUUGAUAGGUUAACUAGCCUGGAACUUCGUGAAGUCACAAUUUCUUCUGAAUUCCUCAAAAGUUUGAUAUCUCAUUGCCCGUUGCUUCAGCAGUUGGUGCUGAAUAUGUUGAAUGUCUAUGAAAUGUUUAACAUAAUUGAAAUUAAUGCCCCCAUGCUGAGAUCGUUUGAUUUCUCAGGCUAUAUAAGUUCUAUCUGCCUAAAGAAUGCCCCUCUUCUGGUAAAAGUGUCUCUGACAUGUUAUGAUAAUGUCGAGGAUCUUGAUUUUGCAAAAAGUUUCGAGUCUUGUUCUGCUCUCGAGCACCUCCUCUUGGACCUCUCUUAUACUGAGAUCUUUGAUGAAGAAGCUUAUGAAGCACCAACAAGGCUUUCCUCUGAUUUUAACUGUGUCAAACGGUUUUACCUGCCUGAUAUUAUGCUGGUGGACUCAUAUAAGCUCUCACUUGCUCUCUGCUGGAUAAGAAGCUUCCCAUAUUUAGAAUAUCUUGAAAUUGAGGUAUACAAUAUUUUUGGUGGUGGUACUGGAGAAUCCCUUGAACUCAAACGUUUGUCAGACAUGACAUUUAAUCACCUUAGAGAAGUUAAGCUACAAUUCGGUACACGAGGAAUGUCGCAGAUGCAGCUUAUCAAGCUUUUGUUAGCCAACUCACCGGUGUUGGUGAGAAUGCUAAUCAAUACACGUUAUCUAGAUGAUGGAACUCCUGACACAAGAUUAAAAAUAUUCCCUGAGAUAUCAAAUUUUUUGCGUGCAUCACCUAAAGUUGAAGUAGUCUACAAAAAUUCUAUAAGUUAA